AUGGGUCCGAAAAAGUAUCGUCGGUCCCGUUCUGGCUCUCGUAGUCGGAACCGAAACAGGUCCAAAAUAAGUAAAUCACGAUCACCCGAAGAGAAGAGAGGCCGGAGUCGGUCAUUGUGUCGGAACAAAAAUCCCCGGAGAAUUGCGCGUUCUGAGAGCGGAAGCUCGGACAUCAGUGGUGGAUCUGCGAGGCGACAUUGCCCCCCUAGCAGAGACCACCCCGGGUCGAGAAGCGACUCAGACAGCGACAGGAGACGUAAACUGAAGGGCAAAUCAAAAGACCGAUCCAGGUAAACAUGACAGGUUAAGCUAUAUUAAAUAAAUAUGUGCAGUGUAUGUACACCACAUGGCCAAAAAUAUGUGGACACUUCUUCAAAUGAGUGGAUUCGGCUAUUUCAGCCACACUUGUUGCUGACAGGCGUAUAAAAUCGAACACACCGCCAUACAAUCUCCAUAGACAAACACUUUCUGUAGGAAGAUUGUGUAUCUCUGUUGAAAAUAUGUUGUGGCAGUAUCAGUCAGAAAGCCUCGGGAAUUGGGAAAGAAAAUGGCUGCUACUUUUGUUUUUACUUAUUUUGUGUGUGUUGGUGGAGGGUGCUAUCAUGAAUCUCCAAGCAGAGAUGUGUUUGCGUGUGUGUAUCAGCAAUAUUGGAUGUUGCAUUUAUUCUAAUUUGUCUUAAUUUAACUUUAACUCUCAGGAUAUUUAAGAAUGAGAAAAAAAAGGACAAUUUUAAGAUAACAAAGUGGUCUCUUUCCUGGUGGGCUUCAGAGUAUGUGGACACCCCUUCAAAUGAGUGGAUUCGGCUAUUUCAGCCACACCCGUUGCUGACAGGUGUAUAAAAUCGAGCACAAAGCCAUGCAAUCUCCACAGACAAACAAUGGCAGUAGAAUGGCCUUACUGCAGACCUCAGUUACUUUAAAUGUGGUACCGUCAUAGGAUGCCACCUUUCCAACAAGUCAGUUAGUCAAAUUUCUGCUCUGCUAGAGCUGCCACAGUCAACUGUAAGUGCUGUUAUUGUGAAGUGGAAACGUAUAGGAGUAACAAUGGCUCAGCCGCGAAGUGGUAGGUCACACAAACACACAGAACGGGACUGCUUUAAGCGCAUAGCCCGUAAAAAUCGUCUGUCCUCGGUUGUAACACUCACUACCGAGUUCCAAACUGCCUCUGGAAGCAACAUCAGCACAAUAACUCUUCGUUGGGAGCUUCAUGAAAUGGGUUUCCAUGGCCGAGCAGCCGCACACAAGCUUAAGGAGUGGUGUAAAGCUCAAUGCCAUUGGACUCUGGAGCAGUGGAAACGCAUUCUCUGGAGUGAUUAAUCACGCUCACCAUCUGGCAGUUCGACGGACGAAUCUGGGUUUGGCGGAUGCCUGAAUACGUAGUGCCAACUGUAAAGUUUGGUGGAGGAGGAAUAAUGAUCUGGGCUGUUUUUCAUGGUUCAGGCUAGGCCCCUUAGUUCCAGUGAAGGGAAAUCUUAACGCUACAGCAUGCAAUGACAUUGUAGACGAUUUUGUGCUUCCAACUUUGUGGCAACAGUUUGGGGAAGGCCCUUUCCUGUUUCAGCAUGACAAUACCCCCGUGCACAAAGCGAGGUCCAUACAGAAAUGGUUUGUCGAGCCAUGACUUCAACCCCAUCGAACACCUUUGGGAUGAAUUGGAACACCGACUGCGAGCCAGGCCUAAUCGCCCAACAUCAGUGCCCGACCUCACUAAUGAUCUUGUGGCUGAAUGGAAGCAAGUCCCCGCAGCAAUGUUCCAACAUCUAGUGGAAAGCCUUCCCAGAAGAGUGGGGGGACCAACUCCAUAUUAAUGCCCAUGAUUUUGGAAUGAGAUGUUAGACGAACAGGUGUCCACAUACUUUCGGUUAUGUAGUUUUCAAAAAUUGGCCACAUCAAAUCAAAGUUUAUUGCUCGCGUACACAGUUUAGCAAAUGUUAUAGCACGUUCAGCGAAAUACUUGUUUUCUAGCUCCUAACAGUCCAGCAAAAUGUCAAACACAAGUACAAUAAAAUAAAAAACAAGAAUCACAUAUCUGCAACUAAACUUUUUUCUAUCCCAUCAGCUCUGAUUCAGAGGAUCCAAAGGAGAGGAAGGAAAGAGAGAGCAGCAGAGGAGAAGACAGAAGGGAGAAGAGGAGCCAGUCACAUUUAGGGUCCAGUGCAGACCGGAAGAGAGCGAGGGAUGGGGGGAGCAUUGACCGGGAGAGGAGAUGGCGGAGGAGUGCAGACAGAGGGAGCAGAAGCCCCAGCAGAGUGAGGGAACGACAGAUCAGGGAGAGAACAAGGGACAGGGAGAGGAUGAAAAGCAGAGACAGAGACCCAAGCCGAGGUGAGGAGAGAAGUCGAGACAGAGAGAGAAGCAUCCGGAGGAGUGAAAACUGCGGGAGGGGAGAGGGAAGCAGAGGGAGGGACAAAGAGAGGAAAAGACGUCGCUCUGGCUCCUCUGACUCGUCUAAGAGCUCUGGGUCGGAGGGCGGGGCCCGUGGAGGCAGCCCGGGGUCUGGAGAGGCCGGACCCUCGGUCAGAGAUGAGAAAAAGAACCAGAGAGAGAUGCUGAAGGCCCUGGAGACCCCAGAGGAGAAGAGGGCCAGACGACUGGCCAAGAAGGAGGCCAAGGAGAGGAAGAAGAGGGAGAAGAUGGGCUGGAGUGAGGAGUACAUGGGCUAUACCAAUGCAGACAACCCCUUUGGAGACAACAACCUGCUGGGCACCUUCAAAUGGCAGAAGGUAAGAGAGGGAGAGGAGAGUGGGCACUUGAGAAAUGGGUGUAUGUGGGACAACCAACCCCCUGCUUUUAGAAGUGUAGUGGUUACAUCUGACCAGGCUCUGAAUAAUCUGUGUGUUGUUGUGAUCAGGCUCUAGACCGGAAGGGCAUUGGCCAUCUGGGUGAGAAGGACCUGAAGGACAGAAACAAACGCAUCCAGGAGGAGAAUCGAAGAGAACUGCAGAAGGUAUGCUUCUAUGCAACACGAGCUGUGUGUGUGUUUGGUAGACUCAGGAAUGUAUGUGCUUAUGGAGAAUGCAAUGCAAGAGCAGGAACUGUGUUUGUAUAAGUGUGUCUGUCUGUGUGUAGGUGAAGCAGCUGCGACUGGAGAGGGAGAGAGAGAAGGCCAUGAGAGAGACAGAGCUAGAGAUGCUGCAGAGAGAGAAGGAGGCAGAGCAUUUCAAAACCUGGGCAGAGCAAGAGGAUAACUUCCACCUGCACCAGGCCAAGCUACGGUGAGUGGUGACCCCUUCAUUACUGUCCCCCUGUAACCCUAACCCUCAACAACCUCACAUAGUUCCAUAUACUCACUUAAAAACAGCCUGGUACAUGAACAACAUCUCACUGCUCCGGUGUUUGCUGAUGUGGAUUUGUGUGCAGACCUCUAACUAAUAGAUGUUUGUGUGUUUAGGUCUAAGAUCCGUAUCCGUGACGGCCGUGCUAAGCCCAUAGACCUGUUGGCUAAGUACAUCAGUGCUGAAGAUGAUGACCUGGCUGUGGAGAUGCACGAACCUUACACCUUCCUCAAUGGACUCACUGUCACUGACAUGGACGACCUGCUCGAAGACAUCAAGGUGUGUGUAUGUCAGGGUUUCCGUUAGCCGGUAAAUGCCGGCUUUUGGCAAAAUAAGAAAAGCAGAUAAAUACAAUUGUUACCGGCCUAAUUGUCCAAAUAUUUAAUAAUCCAUUGCAAAAUAAUGCUUUUUAUUCAUUGAUGGCAAUACCAGUCAGUGUGCUCCAACUUCAAAGGCAAAUAUACUUCAUAGGAUAAUAAAUCAUCAAGCUGCUGGGACAUUAGUGUAGGGUGUGUUUCUAUAAUAAAUCAUCAAGCUGCUGGGACAGUGUAGGGUGUGUUUCUAUAAUAAAUCAUCAAGCUGCUGGGACAGUGUAGGGUGUGUUUCUAUAAUAAAUCAUCAAGCUGCUGGGACAGUGUAGGGUGUGUUUCUAUAAUAAAUCAUCAAGCUGCUGGGACAUUAGUGUAGGGUGUGUUUCUAUAAUAAAUCAUCAAGCUGCUGGGACAGUGUAGGGUGUGUUUCUAUAAUAAAUCAUCAAGCUGCUGGGACAGUGUAGGGUGUGUUUCUAUAAUAAAUCAUCAAGCUGCUGGGACAUUAGUGUAGGGUGUGUUUCUAUAAUAAAUCAUCAAGCUGCUGGGACAUUAGUGUAGGGUGUGUUUCUAUAAUAAAUCAUCAAGCUGCUGGGACAGUGUAGGGUGUGUUUCUAUAAUAAAUCAUCAAGCUGCUGGGACAUUAGUGUAGGGUGUGUCUAUUUUGACUCACGUUAAAGACACGAGGUCCUCAUAAAGGACUUCAGGUAAGUGUCCCCGACUGGGCAAACUUUACGAAGAUAGUGUUGAUUAUCCCCGAUUCCAUUGUGCCCGCUGAGAGGGGAUUCUUUCUCCAAAAACAGAGUAAAGAUGGGCUCAAGAUCGCGCCUUCUUGAGGACAAAGUAAUGAGGUUGAUGUGCAUCAAGCUGCUCCAAGGAGUUGGACAGUUUUUACUUCCCAACAGCAGCGGCUCACUUUGAGCAGGCCACGGUCGUCCGCAAACGCAAGAAAAUUAGAGGCUAAUUAUUGUGUUCGUCAGGCCCUGUCCUAGCACUUCUGCUGCCGCCCUAGGCAAGAUCAACAUAUGCUGCCUCUGUGUCAUGUAUAGUAUAAAGAUUUGGAAUGGAUUGAUAGACUAGAGUAGAGUAAUUAUGUGUAUCAUGAACAAUUGGUGCAUUUCAGUUGAGCUUAUUCCGUAGCACUUGGAAACUAAACAUCGUUGCCAACUAUUCACAUCAGAGAGUUACAAUCACUAGGCAGCCAACUGCCUAUAGUAAGAAACAGAGUUCUCAAUAAGCCUCGUAUAAUCACACAUGACACGAGUUACGACCCCACGAUAGUUCAAAUUACAACAAACAUACCAUUUAUUAACAUCAUCCAGUAGAACUGUAAAAAGAGUGAGAUAUAAAUUGAGCUUUGGAAACAAGUGCUUUCAUAAAUGCAUGGCGUGGGCCUCGCUUCACAGCAGCAUUGUAAAAUAAGAUUUCUCUCAAUGAACCAGCCUUAACGAAUUUAGUUCAUUUACAUAUUGAAUUUGAUUGUCCAACAUCAGUUUGAUAAUUUCUUCAUUUUCUGGCCGCCUAGUGGCCUCUUUCCACUGCUGUGGUGCUGAAUGGCAGCGGAAAUGGGGCAGACCGGCCCUGGUGUUCCUCCACCACCUCUCCCCAGUUUUGUUAUUUACUAGGCCUAUUUAAAAUGUUCAUGCCUAGGCUGUUAAAUUAGAGAGGCCUAGAUUGUAUUUGAAAACAGCUGAGUUUUGUUAUUUAUUAAUUAAAAUGUUCAUACAAACAGCCUAUAGGACAGGUCGUUCGCAAAUUAUAUUAUACAAAUAUUAUAUUUUAAAGUUGUUUUAUUACUUUGAAGGCGACUUGUUCUUCUAGGCUAACAUUUUUUAAAAUUAUUAUAUUCAUUUAUGAUUUCCAGCAGGGAUAAAGACGCAACAGGCAAUGUUUUGCUUUUAAAUAAAACCUGUCAUGUUGGUAUAAGAACAUUGUUCUAUUUUAUUACAACUUUACAGGCUAAUUUCUGUUAUUUUAAGAUGAGUUACAAUUACCUAAAUGUGAUUUUCAGCACCGUGGGUGGACGCCCUAAUGCGUUACGCACCCAAAGCAUUAGCAUGUCCGGUAAAUUAAAAUCUUGCCAGUCAUGCUGUCAGGCGCCAAAUUUUCCUAACUGAAACCCUGGUGUGUGUGUUUGUGUGAUGCCUUGUUCAAUGUGCUGUUUUUAGAAAUGGUGGUUUGUAGCGGAAGAGUGAGACUGUGACAUGUCUGUGUGUGCUUUUUCCCUGUAGGUGUACAUGGAGCUGGAGCAGGGGAAGAAUGUGGACUUCUGGAGAGAUAUGACCACCAUCACAGAGGACGAGAUCAGCAAGCUCCGGAAACUGGAGGCAUCUGGAAAAGGCCCAGGUACAGCAGCACCACCAUCUCCGAUAGGCCAAAAUACAGUAACAUCUCAGUAUCGCUCUCGCUCAUUGGCCCAUAUUCUGUCUUGGCUGUCCACCAUCAACCUCUAUACUCUGUGCCUACACCUAGGCAUUUCUCCCCUUGUGUCUCUCUCCUAGGAUGUGUCCAAAAUUACACCCUGGUCAAAAGUAGUGUACUAUAUAGGGAAUAGGGUGCAAUUUCUUGUGCAGCCCUAGUCUAUUGAUGUUUUCUGUGUAGUUGACUGUCUCUCUCUUCCCCAGGUGACCGUCGUGAUGGCAUUAACACGUCAGUGAGCACCGAUGUUCAGAUAGUGUUCAAGGGAAAGACGUACAGCCAGCUCCAGGCGCUGAACCUCAACAUGGAGAAUAAGAUCCGAGCUGGGGGAUCCAACCUGGACACAGGCUACUGGGAGAGUCUGAUGCAGCAAAUCAGGGUCUACAUGGGCCGAGCACGGUGAGGGCCGGUGUGUGUGUAUGCAUGCUUACCCUAUCUGUCUCCGGCACCUGUGUGUGUGUUGACCAUCCCUAUCUGUGUUGUAGGUUGAGAGAGAGGCACCAGGACGUGUUGCGUCAGAAGCUGUUCAAGCUGAAACAAGAGCAGGGAGUGGAGAGUGAGCCUCUCUUCCCCAUCAUCAAAGAGGAGCCUGAGGAGGAGGCUGUGUGAGGACAUGCGCGCACACACACAGGUUUCACCAUCAACCUCUUUCUUCACACACACGUUCAUGUACACAAGGUUUGACCUUUGACUCCUCUGUUUCUCCUCCACAGGACCGAGAGAGAGGAAGGCCCCUCCUCUUCCUUCCCUUCCACCAAUCAGAAGAGGGAUACAGAGGAGAAGGAUGACCAAGUGGCAGGCCCAUCCACAGAGGGAGACGGGGAGAAGGGUGAGGUGGUAGAGGCCGUUCUGACUGAGGAGGAUUUGAUCCAGCAGAGCCAGGCAGAGUAUGACUCUGGCCGCUACAGUCCCACCCUGCUGCUUCCCUCGGAGCUACCGCUGGACACACACACCAUCACACCUGACGAAGACACACAAAAACUACACCUCUCACGCAGACAGCUCGCCGUCACAGGUAAGAGGCUUUGCAUCAACACACCCAUACAUACACAAAAACACUCAGACGUUCUUCCAAGCCCCAUCUCUACCCAUCGUCAUAUUAAUGAAUCUCUCUUUCUCUCUCCGCUUUCCUCUUGUUCUCCAGGUGAUGCCAAUGAGAAUGCGGAGGAUGAGUUUGUGCGUCGCGCCAAACAGGGCAUGGGCGGGGACGAGGCUCAGUUUAGCGUGGAGCUUCCCCUCACAGGCAAGAUGUACCUGUGGGCCGACAAAUACCGUCCCCGGAAACCGCGCUUCUUCAACAGGGUCCACACAGGCUUUGAGUGGAACAAAUAUAACCAGACCCAUUACGACUUCGACAACCCUCCGCCUAAGAUCGUCCAGGGCUACAAGUUCAACAUCUUCUACCCGGAUCUGAUCAACAAACGUUCCACGCCGCAGUACUUCCUAGAACCCAGUCCCGACAAUAAGGACUUUGGGGUUCUGCGGUUCCACGCGGGCCCGCCGUACGAGGACAUUGCCUUUAAGAUAGUGAACCGCGAGUGGGAGUACUCUCACCGCCACGGGUUCCGCUGUCAGUUCGCCAACGGGAUCUUCCAGCUGUGGUUCCACUUCAAGAGGUACCGCUACAGGAGAUAGAACAACACCAGCCCUGGGCCUAGACCCCAACCCAGACUGGGAACCUCAGAC
Coregonus sp. 'balchen' is the source of this 7687-nucleotide messenger RNA. The record is from the annotation of a GenBank genome assembly. Lineage: Eukaryota; Metazoa; Chordata; Actinopteri; Salmoniformes; Salmonidae.